AUGAAAGACGAAGCUAUUAGGAGAUUAAAACCGUUCGAACUAAUUCUUCAAAAAGAAUUAAUGGAUUUAGACGAAAUUGAAGGGGUGAAAUUAUUCCAAAUUGACGAUACCGAUUUAAAAGAAAUUGGAAUAUCGAUAACACCAAAGGAUAGUUAUUUUAGGAAUAAAACCGUUGAGUUUCUCAUAAAAUUUAAGGAUAGUUAUCCGAUUACUCCACCCAAAAUUACCUGUCUCAGCAAGAUAUUUCACCCAAAUAUUGAUGAAAACGGAAAUGUUUGUUUGAAUAUUUUAAAGCUUGAAUGGAACCCAAUUAUAAAUUUACAAAUGUUAAUAUUAGGAUUACUUCUGUUGUUAAAUGUAUUAAUUUAUGUGUCGAAUACUGAUGAGAACAAUUUUGCUUUAUGCAUUAUCCACGCUAUUUUGUUUUUAUCUGAGCCCUCAACGGAUGAUCCUUUCAACAAAUCAGCAGCGGAAGUAUUUAAAAAUGACAAAAUAAUAUUUCAACAAAUAAAUAAUUCUUUAUUCCAGGGGAAAUAA
This is a messenger RNA of Plasmodium malariae, 537 nucleotides long. It is a transcript of the gene UBC12, whose product is annotated as NEDD8-conjugating enzyme UBC12, putative. NCBI's taxonomy places the organism in Eukaryota, Apicomplexa, Aconoidasida, Haemosporida, Plasmodiidae. The transcript has 4 exons. The record is from RefSeq and is a predicted model, not a curated record. Bases 1 to 537 code for a protein of 178 amino acids.